Penicillium canariense is the source of this 2712-nucleotide messenger RNA. RefSeq names its product putative C2H2 transcription factor (Ace1) (gene ace1). The transcript is spliced from 4 exons. Gene Ontology annotation, molecular function: RNA polymerase II cis-regulatory region sequence-specific DNA binding; DNA-binding transcription factor activity, RNA polymerase II-specific. Lineage: Eukaryota; Fungi; Ascomycota; Eurotiomycetes; Eurotiales; Aspergillaceae. The coding region runs from base 1 to 2712 and encodes 903 amino acids. The record is from RefSeq and is a predicted model, not a curated record. Gene Ontology annotation, biological process: regulation of DNA-templated transcription.
AUGGUGUCUGCUCAGUUUGAGUCCACUCGGGUGCAUCCGCGUCGCCGGCCCGUCAUAAACACCUCGCUCCCCUCGCUGGCCCCCGAGUCGGAGUCGAGUACUUCCAAGAUGCAACUGAAGAAGGGCGAGACGUUCCACACUUCAACGAACCCGCCGUCAAAUGAUCGUGAUCCUGUCUUAGAUAUCCGGUCUCUUCCUCGUCGCUCGCCGACCUCUCUUGAGGCCAUCGCCGCCAGCGAACAGCGUAUGGCGUCCAUUCUUGAGCGCUUGACCCUUGACGACCAGCCAGAGGAGAAGUCGUCCUCUGCUGAUGACCUCCUCAGCACUCGUAGCGUCGAUGAGGCUUGUACGGAGACACGGUCUCCCGUAUUAUCGACACUUCAGCCGUCCAGUGAGGAUGGGCACGAGCUGUUCCCGGUGAAGAAGGAGCAGCAACAGCAAGAUCAGAGCACCGAGUCCGACAGUGGACUGGGCUCGUCGGUUAGCAGCCGCGAAACACUCUCGGACCCGACCGAGAAAGCCCCACCCAACUUCCCCAUUAGGCUGCCUGCGUUAACAUGGACCAUUGUGGUAGUGAAUAAUGGUAUUCACAAUGGACAAUCGGCCAUCACCACUUCUAUCUCUCACUUCGAUGAAGGCUCUACCCCCAGGCGCCAAUUAUCUAUUACUGCCUGUAAACAGAUCGAACGCUAUCUUCUCGUCCCAAUUCUCAAAGAGCCCAGACUCAAGCCUUUCCACCCACUUGUGAAGAGCGUCCCGACCCGAAUCGGGAACAAGCAGAUUGUGUGCCUCAGAGACCUCGAGAAGAUUCUCUUGUGGCUGGCUCCUAAAUUCUCGGCGUCUCGCUCCUCGUACCUGAACUUCUGCGAGUUCACGAUUCAGUGUCUGCACACUUCAGCUUCUCACCUGAACGACCGCGACCAAAGACUGCCCGCUGAUCGCCCAUACACUAACGGCUACUUCCUCGAUCUUGUCUCCCAGGUUCGUCGCUACGCGGCCAUGAUUCAGGCCAACCGCCAGCGGGUCCAGGCGGCCCAGAGCGCCCAGUCCGAUGAGAAGAAGGUGGAGCCCACUUUGCUGUCCAGCGCUGCCCUCGAGGGUGGGCUCUCCAAGAACGGCCGCCCUGUCGAGCUGGUCAUCAUGCAGGAUGGCAAGCCUAUCUCCUUGGCUACCGGCCUACCUUACGAUAUGGAUGCCCCACCCACCUUCAAACGGACCAUGACUCUCGAUGAGAUGGCCGAUGAGGGAGUCAUGCGCUCCAUGGCUCGCCGCAAGAAGAACGCCCCUCCCAUGGAUAUCAAUCAGAAGUGCUCUCACUGCGAGAAGGUCUUCAAGCGUCCCUGCGACCUGACCAAGCAUGAGAAGACUCACUCUCGUCCAUGGAAGUGCACUGAUGUCACUUGCAAGUACAACCAGAUUGGCUGGCCGACUGAGAAGGAGCGUGAUCGCCACAUGAAUGACAAGCACUCCUCGACCCCAGCCAUCUUCCGCUGCACGUUCCCACCCUGCACGUACCAUUCGAAGCGUGAGAGCAACUGCAAGCAGCACAUGGAAAAGGCUCAUGGCUGGAUCUACGUCCGUUCGAAGAACAAUGCUCGGGCUGGUAGCAGCAAGCGUGGCUCUUCUCUGCAGGCUACUCCCGGCACCCCCAGCGUGUCUACUCCUGCUUCUCGCCAGACCGACUUCCCCACUCCGAGCCUGGGCACGACCCCGUCUCCCCACGAGCCUGCCAUGUUCCCUGACACUCUCCACUUCAACUUCGCGGAUCCUCCUGCGCCGGCUCGCAGCGAUGAUUUCCCGCCUUUCUUCGAUACUGGUUUCGACAAUUCGCCCUACCCAUCUUCCUCUUCUGCGGGGAUGAGCAAUGACCUGAACUUCCCCUCUACAUUUAACCUCGACAACUUCCAGACUCAAUUUGAGGCCGGUGACCCCAAUAGCCUCAUUCCUCAGCUGGAAAUGCACCGCCAGUCGAUGAAUUCGAUGUCGGUUCCCUCGACCGAGUCAGUUCCCGACCUCAUGGGUCCUUCCCUCUCCUUCGACGGGUCUCCCCUAGCCACCACCGACAACACCAGCAUGAAUUUUGAUCUUGACUGGAGCAAUUUGGACAUGUCCAACAUCACCGACGACUUUACUGCGUUCCAGAUGCAGCUGCCCACCCCUGCCCUCUCGGAGAACCAGGGCCAAGGCUACAAGGCGUUCCCCAACGACCCGAUCAUGAUGAACCGGGCUCCCGAUAACCAACUCGCGGGUGCUUCUGUGAAGGUGUCGGGCCUCUCUCCGGGUGCUCAGGGUAACUUGAUGCUCUACUCUCCUGACUCGGGCAUGUCGGAUGGUAAACUCGCCGGCACCUAUCAGUACGGUCUUCCCAAGGUCCAGCAGCCCGCUACCGACUUCACUCUCUACAGCGACCCCACUCCUCAGAUGCGCCCUGCCAUGCACCCUGCCAUGCAGUCCAACCAGCAGACACGCCAGCAUGCAUCUCAGGCCCAGGGCCAGAACCCGAUCCAGACGCAGUUCGUCCAGCAGCAGCAGCAGCAGCACCUCCGGCAGGGACAGCCGCAGCCACAGCCGAACGCGGCCAUGUUCCCGCCGCUCAACGACCGCGAUCUUGCGCUCAUGAAUAUUCACUCCUGGACCGAGACUCAACAAGCGAUGAACCCCGAGGCUUACUUGCCCCACGACAUGGAUCUGGAGUUCAUGAAGAUGGAGUAG